Molecule: messenger RNA, 1488 nt
Organism: Desarmillaria tabescens
Lineage: Eukaryota; Fungi; Basidiomycota; Agaricomycetes; Agaricales; Physalacriaceae
Exons: 3
Coding region: 1-1488 (495 amino acids)
Source: RefSeq, a predicted model, not a curated record
AUGGUCUUAUCUGGUGUCUUCUCCCUGAUCUCUUCUGUCCUCAAGCUCCGAGGGGCCACCAACUAUGCACAAUGGAAGAAGGAGAUCUCGAUGGUUUUCAUGAUGAACAAGACCUUUGGCAUCAUCAGUGGCAAAAUCUCCAAGCCCAAGGUCCCAGAAGAGGCCAAGUCCUGGGAGGAGAAGGAUGAAGAAGACCUUGCAAUCAUGUACUCUGCUGUAGGAGAUUCGUGCCGGCACGUCAUGCCAAACUACUUGAAUAGAGCACCAUUUACCCGUUCAAAAGGGGUUGCUCCAUUUGCUCAGGGGCUCCCGCUUCAGGGCAAUAAAAAGGCACCUGCCAUUUCCGCUGAGUUGCUGUCUAUUCAAUCUAAAAAUAAUGCUGACCUUUUGGGGGACAUGGAAAGCUCCCUUACUAGCAUUGCGAGCCUUGUGCCUGACAUCAGUGCGAGAAGCUCAAGCCCUGUCUCUAUCAAUGAGAAGAGAUUAUCUUCUUGGCCUGUGAAGGAGGAGUCCAUUGCGUCUGAGGACUUCGACCUUCCUAGCCAGUUUGGCAGUUGCGUUGCUGCGAAUGAGCUGAGUUACGCAGGUUUCCAAACUGCGUUGGACGUAGAUCUGCUGGAUCUCAAUGACGAUUCUGUCAUUCUCCACCCUAGCGAAGUUAUGGGAUGGGAGACUGUGGGGAAGAAGAAGGGUAGACGUACCCCUUCCCUGGACCCUGGUUCAAAAAUUACUGGGUUUACUGCUAGCACGAAAAAUAGAUAUGAAAUUUUAUCUGAUUCCAAUGGUGAUGAGAAUAGGGUUGCUAUUGAGAAUACUGUAAAGUAUGUAUAUGACAUAUGGCAGAAGCAUUUCGAAAAGCAGUUUCUUAAUAUCCCAAAUCAAGUUAGAAGGGAACAAGAGGCUGCCAUGGAGGCAGCUCGACUCGAAGCCCAGGCUGGAGUGAUUCAAGCUGAAAAUACAUGGAACCCUGAAUCAGAUACUGAACAUGAGAUGGGAAAUGAAGUACCUGUAGAAAGGCCUUUUGUCAACAAAGGAAAGGUUCAUGAUUUUCGGGACACUGGGAUUCCAGGUAUUGACAAUGAAGAAUUGGACCCUGAGAAUCAACAACAUGCUUGGGAGAACUUUGAUUUUUUGAAAGAUGAGGAUCCCAAAGUACAAAAAGCUAUCUAUGAAGAUGUUGUUAGGACUUGGAAGGCGUUUAAGCAUCCCACUAACACACUUGUUAGUAAAGCUAGUACUUCAUCCAAGAUGAAACCUGAGAUGGCCAGUACCUCAGCCCCCAUGACAAAGGGUGAGGUUUCUGGAGAGGCCAUGCACUUUACCCCGCCAAUUACAAGCACCCCGAUUCCGAAGCCUGUAAAGAAGGUCAGGAUUGCAGAGGAGAUCAAGACUGAAGAGAUGUUUGAUGCAACUUUGGGCAACUGGAAGGGAGAUUCCAAGUCAUUGAGCCCUUCGGGACUAAAAGCUAGUAGUCCUGGUGGUUUGUGA